Copidosoma floridanum is the source of this 2116-nucleotide messenger RNA. RefSeq names its product Golgi phosphoprotein 3 homolog sauron (gene sau). Gene Ontology annotation, biological process: retrograde vesicle-mediated transport, Golgi to endoplasmic reticulum; Golgi to plasma membrane protein transport; Golgi vesicle budding. Gene Ontology annotation, cellular component: trans-Golgi network; cytosol; Golgi cisterna. Gene Ontology annotation, molecular function: phosphatidylinositol-4-phosphate binding. Lineage: Eukaryota; Metazoa; Arthropoda; Insecta; Hymenoptera; Encyrtidae. The record is from RefSeq and is a predicted model, not a curated record.
UUUUACAUUUGGCAUUUUGACUUUUGACGUUCUGGUGACGGCAACGUUGCCAUUUAUACGGCGUAUCUGAUUUUCGGAACGCAUCAACGCACCCAUAUAUCAUCAGCUACUUAUACUUAAAAAUUCUGUUAAAAUAACAUCUUAAGUUGUAUAUAUAUAAGUACGUAUUGUUGUUGAACGCAGGUGGGUGGUGGUCUAGUGAGUGUAUUAUAAUAUAGGUAGAGUAAAAAAGGAGAGGGAAAAAACAUCAAAAGGAAAGUGUACCGUGCAAGACUGAUCAUCAAAAAAAGUGGGAGCUAUCUCAUCUCUGUCGAUCUUCUCGUUGUGUGUUUACCUAGUGCUAUUAGAGUGCGUAUUAUUUUCUUAUUUCGCAACUUCACCAGUCGCCAGGCCAUCUUGUGCGAGUGAAAGAAAGAGAAAGAUAUACCUGUGUCGUACAAUCUGUGAUGCUUUUACAUCAGUGAAGUGAAACCAGUGAACGAGUGAACGUCAACAAGAAUCGUCGACGACAGCAGAAAGCACACGCACAUGUGUACCUAUAGCUGUAGCUGCUGUUAUAGAUUGUAGGACUUGUGGCUCUUAUAAUGGAAAUGGAAUAGAAACCUAUACAUUAUACAUUAUACACUCUAAGCUCAUCGUCACCUGAACGUCGUCACUAUACAUACUUGAGCAUAUUAAGCCAAACUAGACACAGCUGCUGGAUAAGACCAGCAGCAACGUUACAGAGAGUCAAGUAUCAGAAGUAAGCAACAACAGCAGCUUCGAUAAGGAAGAGGAUACAAGAUGAACCGGGGAGACGGCCUGGUGCAGCGGCGUCGAGGCACGGCCAACAGCAGUGCCAGUGGGACAAACGGCGCCGGCGCCCAGGACCCAGCCAACGGGGAACACGCGGAGGGCCAAUCACCCGAUUCCGACGGUCUUUCCAGCAAGCACUCCCACCCAGAGUCUCCUUAUGACGAGUUUGACAACGACAAGGAGACCAAGCUCACUCUCAUGGAGGAGGUCCUGCUCCUUGGACUCAAGGAUAAGGAAGGUUACACUUCUUUUUGGAACGACUGUAUAAGCUCUGGGCUGCGAGGAUGCAUUUUAGCUGAACUUGGCCUGAGAGGUCGAGUUGAGCUUGAAAAAGCUGGAAUGAGAAAAAGAGGGCUACUAACAAGAAAAUUAAUAUUAAAGAGCUGCGCUCCUACUGGUGAUGUCUUGUUAGAUGAGGCAUUGAAACAUCUCAAAGAAACAGAUCCUCCAGAAUCAGUGCAAAGUUGGGUAGAAUACUUGAGUGGGGAAACAUGGAAUCCAUUAAAACUACGAUACCAAUUAAAAAAUGUCAGGGAAAGACUCGCCAAAAAUCUCGUGGAAAAAGGAGUUUUGACAACGGAAAAACAAAACUUUCUUCUCUUUGACAUGACGACUCAUCCACUAACAGAUAAUCUUACUAAAACUCGACUCGUGAGGAAGAUCCAGGACGCUGUGCUCGCUGGCUGGAAAAACGUGGCAAGUCGCAUGAACCCACGCACCCUUGCCCUGAUAAUUCUCGCGCACGCCGCCGACGUAUUAGAAAACGCGUUUGCGCCUUUGUCUGACGACGACUACGAAUUGGCGAUGCGACGAGUAAGGUCGCUCCUUGAUCUUGACUACGAGGCUGAAGCUGUGAAGUCUGAUGCCAACCCCGUCCUGUGGGCUGUGUUUGCGGCUUUUGUCAAGUAACGACGACUACUUGUGCUGCCUCUGCAUUAAAAACGAAUUUUGAAAACCAACAAGCAACCCCCCACACACACAAUCCAGAAUAGAAGACAAAGAAAGGUCGCCAAGCCACAAGGGACGGACUUUCGUGCUUCUUCUUUUUUCUAUAUUAGGAAUUUAUCAAAGUUUUUGUAAUGUUUUAACAAAUGUAGAGACUAUUUAAAUGCAGACAGUCUUCGUUUUUUGAAGUUCUGUCGUAAGCCAGAAUGAAUGGGAGGGGCGUAGGACGAUUGAAUACGGCAGGCCUUGCUUUAUCUUCUUCUCUUCAUUUGCUCGGAGAGAGGGUAGAACAUUUGUGUUGUGUGAGAAAACGAGUUCAGGCCGAUGCGUUGCUCGUGCCAUUUUUAAUCUGUGAGUAUGAUUAGAAAAAAGAUAC